GAAGUGAUCACACACCUUGUAGCUGUAGCUUCACAAAGAGAAAUGGACUACUUGGUUUUGAUCUUGUGUUUGUACCUCCUCUGGGGCUUGUUCCAAGCUUUCUCUUCCGUCACCGGGGGUGGCCGAAAAGAUCGGCCCUCCAACCUCCCCCCCGGUCCACGGCCUCUUCCAAUAGUCGGCAACCUCCUCCAGCUCGGAGAUCUUCCCCACAAGUCCCUCGCCAAGCUCGCUAGCGCUUACGGCCCCAUCAUCAAGCUGGAACUCGGCUUUGUGACUACGGUGGUCAUCUCUUCGCCGGCGCUCGCCAAAGAAAUCCUCCAAGCCCGCGAUGCUGUCUUCUCGCAUCGUAUGGUUCCCGAUUCCGCCAUGGCCCAUGACCAUGACAAACUAAGUGUGGGUUGGGUACCGGUAUCUCCCCUUUUCCGAUACCUCCGAAAAAUAUACAACUUGCAUAUCCUCUCCAGCAAGAAACUCGAUUUGAACCAACACCUUCGCAGCAAGAAAGUGCAAGAGCUGAUCACCUUUGUUAGGAAAUGCGCGUGCGCCGGCGAGGCAGUGAAUAUCAGUGAGGCAGCUUUCAGGACCAGCCUCAACGCGAUAUCGAACACGAUUUUCUCUUUGGACGUGAUGGAACCUUCGAAUCCUGCCGGAGAGCUGAAGGAAGUGAUGGGGCAAAUCAUGGUUGAGAUUGGAAAGCCUAACCUGGCAGAUUACUUUCCCGUGCUCAAGAAGAUCGGCCUGCAUGGCCAGAAGCGUCGCGUCGCGGCGAAUUUCAAGAAGGUGUUCGACAUCUUUGACGACCUGAUCGAGAGAAGGCUGCAGCUAAGGAAGGAGACUGGUUCGAUUGAGCGUAACGAUGUUUUGGAUAAUCUUCUUGAUCUAGUUGAAGACAAAAAUGAGACCCUGGACAUGUCCUUAGUCAAGCAUCUACUUCUGGAUGUAUUCAUCGCUGGCAGCGAAACCACUGCGAGCACUCUGGAGUGGGCGAUGACCGAACUGCUUUGCAACCCGGAAAAGCUGUUAAGAGCCCAAGCUGAGCUCCAUCUAGUCAUUGGCAAAGGCAAGCAGAUUGAAGAAGCCGAUAUUUCUCGCUUACCCUAUUUACAAGCUAUCGUGAAAGAGAAUUUCCGACUUCACCCAGUAGCUCCUCUCCUUGUUCCUCGGAAAUCCGGAGAAGAUUUCAUCACAGGCGGUUUCACAAUUCCAAAGGGUGCACAAGUCCUCAUCAAUGUAUGGGCGAUGGGUCGAGAUCCUAGCAUUUGGGACGAUCCAGGCAAGUUCAUGCCCGAUAGGUUUCUUGGAUCCGAUAUCGAUGUUAGGGGACAAAACUUCGAGCUCCUGCCUUUCGGUGGCGGCAAGCGGAUUUGUCCGGGAUUGCCAUUGGCCAUGAGAAUGCUGCCUUUGAUGCUCGGCUCGCUCAUUAAUGUCUUCGAUUGGAAGCUCGAACAAGGCGUUACCCCUGAGAAUUUGAACAUGGAAGACAAGUUCGGAAUAGCCAUCCAACGGGCUGAACCUCUGAAUGCUGUGCCCAUUCCUAUAUGAAAGAAGAAAAAGAAAUGCAUGCUGGGGUU
Molecule: messenger RNA, 1571 nt
Organism: Rhodamnia argentea
Lineage: Eukaryota; Viridiplantae; Streptophyta; Magnoliopsida; Myrtales; Myrtaceae
Product: geraniol 8-hydroxylase-like
Exons: 2
Coding region: 43-1542 (499 amino acids)
Molecular function (GO): heme binding; iron ion binding; oxidoreductase activity, acting on paired donors, with incorporation or reduction of molecular oxygen
Source: RefSeq, a predicted model, not a curated record